This is a messenger RNA of Sorex fumeus (smoky shrew), 2982 nucleotides long. It is a transcript of the gene GMIP, whose product is annotated as GEM interacting protein. Gene Ontology annotation, cellular component: plasma membrane. Gene Ontology annotation, molecular function: GTPase activator activity. The record is from RefSeq and is a predicted model, not a curated record. The transcript is spliced from 21 exons. The coding region runs from base 125 to 2935 and encodes 936 amino acids. Lineage: Eukaryota; Metazoa; Chordata; Mammalia; Eulipotyphla; Soricidae. Gene Ontology annotation, biological process: activation of GTPase activity; negative regulation of GTPase activity; signal transduction.
GCCGGGCGUGGUGCGGAACUGGGCCAGCCGUGGCCGCCGCAGGAAACCGGGGCUGCGCCCCGCCGGCGCGCGAUCCCGCCCGUCCCUGUCCCUGUCCCUGCCGAACGACCCUCGGACCCGGGCCAUGGACGCAGCCGAGCCGGGGUCACCACCCGUCCCCGAGGGUAGGAAGAGGUACAGCGACAUAUUCCACAGCCUGGACAACCUUGAGAUCUCACUGGGGAACGUGACCCUGGAGAUGUUGGCUGGAGACCCGGUGCUUUCUGGAGACCCUGACUCAGACAAGACCCUCACAGGCACUGUGACCAAUGAACCGAUACAGUGGAGUGGGCCCUCCCUGGAGGCUCCUGUGCCCCUGUCAGAGGAGGAGCUGGACCUGAGGCUGGUCCGGACGAAGGGGGGCGUGGAUGCUGCCCUGGACUACGCCAAGACCUGGGGCCGCUACGCCAAGGAGCUGCUGGCCUGGACAGAGAAGAGAGCCAGCCUCGAGCUGGAGUUCGUCAAAGGCAUCAUGAAACUCGCGGAGGCCGGCAAAGUGUCCAUCCACCAGCAGAGCCACAUGCCCCUGCAGUACAUCUAUACACUCUUCCUGGAGCACGACCUCAGCCUGGGGACCUUGGCCUUGGAGACAGCUGCACAGCAGAAGAGAGAUUACAGCCAGCCCCUGGCGGCCAAGCGGUUGGAGAUCGAAAAGUGGCGGAAGGAGUUCAAGGAGCAGUGGACGAAGGAGCAGAAGCGCAUGAACGAGGCCGUGCAGGCGCUGCGGCGCGCGCAGCUGCAGUACGUGCAGCGCUGCGAGGAACUGCGCGCGCGCUCACAGGCCUCCCCCGAGGACCCGGCGCCCCAGGCGUCCCCGGGGCCCAGCAAGCAGCAGGAGAGGAGGCGGCGCUCCCGGGAGGAGGCCCAGGCCAAGGCGCUGGAAGCCGAGACGCUGUACCAGGCCUGCGUGCGAGAGGCCAACGCGCGGCAGCAGGACCUGGAGGCCACCAAGCAGCGGAUCGUGUCGCACGUGCGCAAGCUGGUGCUGCAGGGCGACGAAGUGCUGAGGCGGGUGACCCUGGGACUGUUCGAGCUGCGGGGUGCGCAGGCCGAGCGGGGUCCCCGCGGCUUCUCGGCCCUGGCCGAGUGCUGCGCGCCCUUCGAACCGGGCCAGCGCUACCAGGAAUUCGUGCGCGCGCUGCGGCCCGAGGCCCCGCCGGCCCCGCCGCCGGCCUUUACCUUCCAGGAGUUCGUGCCCAGCGCAAGCAGUUCCCCUCUGGACGGAAGGAAGCAUUCUGGAGGUCCCCCACCUCGGCUGGAGGAGAGCCCCGCGGAGCAGGGAUCCUGGCGGGACGCAGGUGCAGGCUGGCACGGCCCCACUCCGGCCAGCGACGGGGACAGUGAGUCCAGGUCCUUGGAUUCUCCCACUUCCAGCCCAGGCGCGGGCGCCCGGCGGCUGGUGAAAGUCCCGUCCACGGGCACUGAGUCCUCCGACGACUUUGAGGAGCGAGAACCGGAUCUGGGCGAUGGGCUGGAGAACGGGCAGGGCAGCCCCUUCCGGAAGUGGACGUUGUCAGGCGCGGCGCAGACCCAUCGGCUCCGGCGGCUGCGGGGCCCAGCCAAGUGCCGGGAGUGUGACGCCUUCAUGGUCAGCGGGACGGAGUGUGAGGAGUGCUUCCUGACCUGCCACAAGCGCUGCCUGGAGACGCUGCUGAUCCUCUGCGGCCACCGUCGGCUGCCUGCCCGCUUGGCCCUCUUCGGGGUCGACUUCCUGCAGCUCCCCAGGGACUCCCCGGAGGAGGUGCCCUUCCUGGUCACCCGGUGCACGGCGGAGAUGGAGCAGCGCGGCCUGAAUGUGCAGGGCAUCUACCGGGUGAGCGGGUCGCGGGUGCGCAUGGAGCGGCUGUGCCAGGCCUUCGAGAACGGCCGCGCACUGGUGGACCUGUCUGGGCACUCCCCACAUGACAUCGCGGGUGUCCUGAAACGCUUCCUCCAGGAGCUCCCGGAGCCCGUGGUCCCCUUUCACCUCUAUGAUGCCUUCAUGUCUCUCGCCAAAACGCUGCGCCCUGACCCGGGGCGGGUCCCCAGCAACCCCGUUCCCAGCCCUGACACCAUCCGCGCGCUCAAGGGGCUCCUGCUGCAGCUGCCAGACUCCAACUACAGCACCCUGCGCCACCUCGCAGCCCACCUCGCCAGGGUGGCCGCGCAGUUCGCGGAGAACAAGAUGUCGGCCAACAACCUGGGCAUCGUGUUCGGGCCCACGCUGCUGCGCGCCCCCGCUGGCCCCGGGCCUGCCGCAGUGGCCUGUCUGCUGGACUCGGGCCACCAGGCCCAGCUGGUCGAGUUCCUCAUUCUGCACUACGAGCACAUCUUUGGCCUGGAAGAGCUGCCCCCCGACCCCGGGCUCCUCACACACAGUCCUGAGGCUCCACGCCUUAGCCUGGACUCCCUGACCUCAGAGCCCAGUUCCGACACCAAUGCCGACCCCCACAGUGCUCUGGAGAUGUGCUCUGAGCCCACAGACCCCGAGACUCCAGCCCCACAGUCCGUCCAGACGGAAGCGCUGGAAGAUGCCAGUGACCCAGGAGAAGCCGCUUCUGACCAGGGCUCUGAGGACUCGCUACUGGGGACACAGUCUCGGGGCCAUUUCAGCCGCCAGCCUGUGAAGUAUCCUCGAGGCGGCCCGCCAAGGCCGGUCCCCCACCAGCUGUCCUCUUCCAAACUGUGUGAAGAGGAGCCCCUGAGGGCCGCCCCCUGCACGGGGAGUCUGCGGGGGCGGGGUGCCACAAUGUCCUCUCCCGACAGCAGCCCCCUACGCCGUGCCCCUCUGCCCAAGCACUUCGAGAUCACCCAGGAGACUGCCAGGCUCCUGGCCAAGCUGCCCGAGGAAGCCGUGUGCGAGGCCUCCUGCCGCCCUGACACCCAGGUGGUGGACGGAGUGGAUGACCGCCUCUGACCAUUGUCACCCAGGGACCCAGGAUGUCCCCCAGGAAUUCACUGUGU